AUGGAGCUCCAGGACAUACGGAGAAAAGUCGAGAACGAAAACAACAACCGCAUCCACGUCGCCAAGGCCAAGUUCCGCAACUGCUUAUGCCUCUUCAACAACUACUCCAAGUGCUACCUGAACAUUAAAAAGAGCUCCAACCGAGAAACUUCCAAAUAUGACAAAAUAUAUGGAAAUGAAAACAUCAGACUUGGGGAGGAAAAAAAAGCGAAGAAUUCCACCAAAGAAACAUCCCUUGAGUUUACGUACCCCUAUCGGUACGAACAAAAUAGAAGCAUCUUCCUAAUUAUAAAUAGCGAAAACAUAAAUUCUGGAAACUCCAGCAUAUGUCACAACGACAUUAUAUACAUCAUAUAUAACAACAAAAAGUAUGAACAUGUUAAUGUGCAGAAGAGGAAAAAAAAGAAGAAAAAAAUAAAGGAAAAAAAAAAAAAAAAAAAAAACGCCUUACAUGAUGGGAAAGAAGACAACUAUGGAAGUCUAAUGGGUUCCAGUCCGAACCAGCCGUUCGACACCAACCCGAUGUACAACAGCACCAUAUUCGAAACAAGCAAUCUAAAUUUCGGAGAAGCAUAUGAUAGUAAAAAAAAAAAAAAAAAGGAAAAAGCGGCCCAAGAGGGGUUAUCGGCAUUAACAAGUAAGGGAGGGAAAUUAAGAAAUAAAAAAAAUUUCAUUUACUCAGAUGAUGACGAUUCGGAUAACAACUAUGAACACAUCUUCACACACAUCAACUCGAACCUCCACUUUUUGAGUGUAUCCAAUGAUCACAUAGAGAAAGAAAAAAACCUCUACAUCCAAAACGAAAGAUACGUCAACUGUAAGGAUGUCAUAUUUAGGAAAAUGAAAUUUAAAAAAACCAUGUUCCUCAAUUUGGACAUGUAUAACUCGUGGAUAAUAAUUAAGAAAAGCAUACUAGUGAAUGAGUACCUGAACCGAGUGGCUAAAAACGACUUGGUAGACAUAAACGAUGUUCUCUACGAUGUCGUCAACAUGAGCAACAGAGUGCUCAACUGCUACACAAAGGUUUACAUAAAUGAUUACUUCCUACUUAUUAAUAAUAAGACGAAGGAAAUCUUGGGUGUCCAAAAGGCUCCAGCAGAACGUACUUCCAUUGGUAAUGCCCAAACGGGUAGUGGCCACAACGGGGGGGAAGCUAAUCCGGAGAAAAAAGAACCCCCCUUUAGCAACUCCAUGGAGAAUUACGAAUAUAGGUACUAUAACCUUGUGCUCAUAAAAAAAAUGAGCCUUAGCCACCUCUUCGGUACUAACACAGACAUCAACAUUACCUUCGCCUUCCACAAUGUGUGCCAAUCAAGUUACAACAAAAUUAAUGAAAACAGUUCCUACAUGCUCAUCUAUAAUUAUAAUCUAACCAAGGAGAGUCAAUUUUUUUUAACAAAAUCCAGUGGUCGAGGUGAACAGAUGAGAGCACCCGAUUCGCAGAACAUGCAAGAAUUAACCACCCACGAAGAUUACGCUUAUUUCAAUAACUACAUAACGAAAAAAAUUACGGAAAACUACCUCAGUUACAGUCUGUAUAUUAAGGAAUGCCUCCUCAUUAUCGACAUUCUCUAUGUCCUCAACAACAGUUAUGGGAACCUGGUUUACAUUAAGGAACACUACAAGUACGACCACCAGAUGUACUACACGUACGCGUGUGACGUACUGCAGAGGAGUAAGGGGCACCCGCAAUUGGAACGGGACGCGAAAGUGGACUCCUCCGUGUAUUCCUUCUCUUCAGACAGCGAUCAGGAUGAUGAAGAUGAUGAUGAUGAUGACAACAACGAUGGUAACGAUGACCGUAACUAUGCCGACAGUGAAGGAUCCUCCGCGUCUGCCUCCACUGACGCCUCCACGGCGUCGUCAGAGCAAAUCAGGGCCAAAGCCAACCUCACCCCUGAAGAGAAGCAGCUCUUCGGAGAGCUCAGCAACGACCUGGUCUACCUGAUGCCCAAGUACAAGCUGGUGUUUCAUCCGCUUGUCCUCACCGAUCGCGAAAGCAACAGUAGCCAUUUGGAAAUCACCAGAGAAAUAUUAAAGCUAGGAAUUUUCCUAAGGCGCAUCCAACGAUUCAUCGAAAUUAAUAAAAGAGGACAGUCCUGCAACUCCACCUUCGACAUCUUCUGCUGUUGCCUCUACAACAUCAGCAUGCAUAUCCUAAACCACAUCAACAGAAUUGAAGAAAAUGUUAGGAAUGUGUAUAAUUUUUCUAAGAUUUAUAUGAAGGAAGGGAAUGGAAACACCUACUAUCCCCCUGGAGGAAAUGGAAACACCUACUACCCCCCUGGAGGAAAUGGAAACACCUACUACCCCCCAGGAGGAAAUGGAACCUGGGAACCAAUUCCCGGGACAGAAACUCAAAGACGGCUGAAUGACCUACCCAUGUGUCUGUUUGAUGCAAAUUCCUUAUCUACAUGCACAGAUCCAGAGGAAAAAAAAAUUUUUUUUAGCAUCAACAAUUUGUUUCGCAAAAAUAUCCACGACUUUAACCUCUUCUUCAACAUCAACAUUGACAAGGCAGAGGAUAUUUCCUUAUACAAAAUAAAAAUAAUUGUGCUGCCACUUCUUCAGAUAGGAAAACUACUCAACAAAAUCAUUAACAAAAUUAUUAGCAAAAAACAAAUGAACAAUUCAAGGUACCUUAUCGAUCUGAUUUACAAACUGCAGGAAUACCUACACUCAGAUAGCAUCAACAAAACUGUCCUUAUGUAUCUUCUAAAAAAUAUUACCACCCCCUUGUUUGACUUUAUAAAAAAUUACAUCUUCUAUGGUAAGGUGAAAGACACACAUAGAGAAUUCUUCAUCCACGAAAAUAGAAAUAUCACCCCUUAUUAUAAACAGACAAACAAAUUUUACUGCACCAAUAUAUUCAAGUAUAUUUAUAAAAGAUAUAUAGACAUGUCUACUAAUUAUUGGGGAGCUAAGUAUGUCAUCAUCAAUCGUAAGGUUCCCACUUUUUUAAGAAAUGUAUCUUAUUACAUUUUCAUCACGGGGAAAUAUAUCGAUGUCCUUUCCGCCUGCUCCAAAUUGUUGACUUAUCAGAGUAGGCAUAGGCAUCGCCUAUAUAUAGACGGGUCUGAUUUACAUAAUGAUAGUGCCACUCGUGGGUGGGGCGCAACAGAAGUGGGCACCCUAUCCAUAUACGGAUCGUCUAAAAGGAACAACCAUGCAAAGGAGAGCUCCUCUCCUCAAGAUGAAAUACACCAAAGCGAACCAAAGAACCCAUGGGAGGAGGAGGAGGAGGAGGAGGAAGAAGAAGAAGAAGAACAGGAAGAACUGUAUAAUAACAAUAACAACCCCAUCCGGAACAAAAAGACCUGUCACCUAAUAUACGAUGGACACAAGAAGACCUACGAACAACUCAUACACAAUCAACACCUAUUUGCCUCGAAAAAAAUGUUCGAACUGUACAUAAAAAAAAUAGAUAUCAAGGAAAAAAUAAAGCAUCAUUACUUCUUUUUCUUCCUCCAAAUUAGUGACUACUUAAAAUAUUUUUACAUCCUAGCACAUGAACAUUUGGAAAAGCUGUACAAUAGCCAAAAAAACAACAACGUUUUGAACAAGCUCAAAAAUUUCUUCGACAUAUCUUUGAGAUCAUCUGUUCUCUACCAUUUGAAGUAUCGCCAUGACUACAACGUAGACGUAUCCGACAUUCUUAGUAUCAUCGAUAAUGUUAACCUGAUUAUCGACUUGAAGAAUUUCUACCUGAAUAUUAGUCAAGUUGAGGUUGGAAAGGAGCAGCAGGAGGAUGCCCUAUACACUGACGAAGCCAAAGCUGGAAAGCCUUCGCUUCAGUGGGAACAGGGGGAAUAUCAAAGUGGAGCUUACUACCAGAAGGGAUACGUGCAAGGUAGGAAUUCCCCUAGAGGAGAAGCCCCCAUCCAAUCAGAGGAAGACACUGACCUGGACACAGAAACGGAGAGCCCCUCAGAUGGGGAACAAGAAGAAUUAGGGGGAGAAUCCCCCACAAUGAAGGAACAGAAAAAUAGCAAGACAAAAAAAAAAACGAAAAAAAAAAUGCAAAAAAGAAAAAAAAAAAAUUAUGGUACCCUGGGAAAAAGAACACAAAAUGGAACCAACCUUGAACAACAAAAUCUCAUAGGAAAAAAAAAAAAAAUACUAGCUAACCUGAAAAAUAAUGUACUUAAUAAUAUACAGAAUAAUAUGCAGACCAAUACAAACGUAGAAAUUUACAAAGGAUUGGUUCUCUCCUAUCACAACAUGUUUCCAUACAACCUCAUUUUCAAUAACGUAACCAUUUUUAAGUACACACUUAUAUUCCGCAUUUUAAAUUACUGCAAAUAUAUUGAGCAUAAGCUAACAGAGGUAUGGCUCAAUCACAUGUUUGUAAAAAACAUUUUCAUAAAUGAGGAAUGCAAAAAUAAUUUAAUGAUGUGUAUACACACUAGGGAGUGCAUGAUCCACUUUUUAAAAUGCUACACGUAUCAUUUACAAAAUGAUGUGAUCAAGUCGGAGUAUGCUCACAUGAAUAUGAAACUAAAGGAAACUCUCAUUUUCGAUGAUAUCAUACACAUCCAUAAUGCCUACCUCAAUAACAUUCUGAAAUACUCUUUUAUAAUGAACCAAAAUAUUAUAAAUUCCAUUUUGAAGUUGAUAUCCAUAUCACACAUUUUUACCAGACAUAUUUUGAAAUUCAACUUUAACAAAAAUGAGCAACUGGAACGUGUGUCUUCUCGUGAAAAUAACAAGGGAGAUUGCAGCGGGGGAAAUCCUAAUGUAGGUCAGAAGGAACACCCAAAUGGAAUAGAAAGGAAAAAAAAGAAAAAAAAUAAUUACCACAGAAAAUUUAUACAAGAACUACUCAGCGACCAGGCAUACAUCUCCAUGAUACACAACACCAUUAAGCACUACGACAAGCAUUUCAGGAAUUUCUUCCUCCACCUCACUGACUAUGUUAGCAACAACAUCGAUGACUAUGCGCACAACUUUUUAAUCAAGCUAGAUUACAAUUUCUAUUACACCAACAAAUACAAAAUUAGCAACGCUCAUAUGGAUGAUGAACCCAACGAAGAAGCCCCUGUUGUAAUGAACUCCUCCUCCGCAGAAUACGUCGUCAGAGGAGGAGAAGAUGAUGAAGGUGUUGCUCCACACAGCAAUUCAUUCGAACGGGGUAACCUCGCCCAGCGUGGAAGACAUUUCGGGGGGCGAAUGGGCCAACCGCCAAGUGGCAGCUCCCCGUCUAGCCCCAACAGACUGGCUUACCAGGAAUAUGGCCACCCCGCGGAUCAUCUUGCAGACCAUUCCUCCGUCCCUUAUGAUAACACCUCCCUCUCGCACGAACAGGUUACCUACGCCGAGGGAUACUCAACCAAUUAUGAGGCGAACCCUCCCCAGGCGCCUCCCCGCCAACGAUAUGCACACCUAACCGACGAGACCGACUACAACCGAAGCGCAAACAACCACAGCGUACACUAUGCAGGCGUGCGCAACCCAGUGACACACCACAGGAACAAUUACCCCCAGACUCACCUAAACAAGGAACACAUGCUAAGCGAAAACAGGUUCGCCCCCUAUCACCUAGCCAAUCAAAAUAUCCCCUACGUAGUUAACCCAUACGAGAAAGACCAAGCCGCCUAUGACAACAAAAUGGGCAACGCCGCCAAAAGCACUGCUACCUACAGCAAGCUAAAGAAGUACGGAGCGCAUAACAAUGAGAACCUUCCCACCAUGGACGCGCCACGCAUCAACACGGCCAGCAUCAACACGGCCAGCAUCAACGCGGCCAACAUCAACGCGGCCAACAUCAAUGUCAGCAGCAUCGACGUAAACAGCAUCGAUAUAAGUGGCAUCGACGUGAACUCCGUCGACCAAAACGCGUAUAGCAGUAAAUUUAUCCCGCAGUAG
This is a messenger RNA of Plasmodium knowlesi strain H, 5865 nucleotides long. Its product is annotated as spindle pole body protein, putative. The transcript has a single exon. Lineage: Eukaryota; Apicomplexa; Aconoidasida; Haemosporida; Plasmodiidae. The record is from RefSeq and is a predicted model, not a curated record. Gene Ontology annotation, biological process: spindle assembly; mitotic cell cycle; meiotic cell cycle. The coding region runs from base 1 to 5865 and encodes 1954 amino acids. Gene Ontology annotation, molecular function: gamma-tubulin binding; microtubule minus-end binding. Gene Ontology annotation, cellular component: centrosome; equatorial microtubule organizing center; spindle pole.